AUGGCCUUCGAGGAAUUUGGAGACCAGCAGUACGCCAUGGCCCGCUACAGCGAGAUGCCGACACACCUGGACGAGGAGGGCAUAGGCCGGCAAGUACAAAAACAUGAUGAUGCAGUACUGGCAGGAAACCAUCAACUCGAUCGAGCACGACAACCACGACUUCAAGAACCACCAGCUGCCGCUGGCGCGCAUCAAGAAGGUGAUGAAGACCGACGAGGAGGUCAAGAUGAUCUCUGCGGAGGCGCCCAUCCUGUUUGCCAAGGGCUGCGACAUCUUCAUCACGGAGCUGACGAUGCGGGCGUGGAUCCACGCCGAGGAGCACAAGCGCAGAACGCUGCAGAAGUCCGACAUCGCGGCCGCGCUGCAGAAGAGCGACAUGUUCGACUUUCUGAUCGACAUCGUGCCCCGCGAGGAGGAGAAGCCGCGCAAGAAGCACUCGCAGCACCUCGCGAACCUGCAGAGCCCGAUCGACCCGGACUACCAGAUGCGCUACCAGCAGCAGUACAUGCAGCAGGUGUACUCGCCGAUGCCGAUGCAGAAGGGCGACAACUACGAGUACUAGCCUCGGGGGCCCCGGUUACGUAA
This is a messenger RNA of Ogataea haglerorum, 585 nucleotides long. RefSeq lists its product as uncharacterized. The transcript is spliced from 2 exons. The record is from RefSeq and is a predicted model, not a curated record. NCBI's taxonomy places the organism in Eukaryota, Fungi, Ascomycota, Pichiomycetes, Pichiales, Pichiaceae. Bases 1 to 585 code for a protein of 194 amino acids.